Messenger RNA from Paramuricea clavata, 7945 nucleotides. The record is from the annotation of a GenBank genome assembly. Lineage: Eukaryota; Metazoa; Cnidaria; Anthozoa; Malacalcyonacea; Plexauridae.
AUUUGAACUUUGUUUUUAUUUUAUUUAUAAAACAAAAGAAAUAUCAAAUAUUGACAGCUGUUUUUUUAUUAUAUGAUGUUUCUUUUAAAGCAAUAAAGGAUUAUUUCUCUGUUUUACAACAAGAAUGCGUUUUAAAACUAUUUUCAUGUGUACAUGCAAACAAUGUACAUUCAUGAGCAGAUGAACUUUAUAUGCUGUACUCCUGAUUGGUGUUUGUAUUUGUAUCAUUGUAUAAAGAUAUUUAAUUAAGCCGUGAGAAAGAUGAAUAACGAAACAGCAUUGGAUACGUUUUCCGAGCUAUUUCACAGUUUGCAAAGAAAUAAAAGGUGGGUUAUUCUUAUAUAAAGAGGACAUGUACUGUAUGACUAUAAUUACUUUUAUUUGAAAUGUUGUUGGUCAUUAAUACAAUAUUGGGCUAUUAAUACAUUUAAUAUCCCCCCCCCCCGUCGAGAACCUCAAUUCCCAAGUUAGGAAAUUAGUCGUUUUUUCCAGAGGGGUAAUUGGGGAAAUUCAAAAUGCUGUUUCCAGAGGGGUUAAAUGCAAAAAUGUACUUCCAGAGCGGGUUCAAGACUCUUCAUUGGGGUCAGUUACACAGAUUUUUUUUUGCUUUCCAGAGGGGUAAAAAUCCCCAAAAGCAGAGGUCGACAGUGGGUGGGGUUGGUUUUUAAAUGUAAUAUUUCUCGAUCAUGUUGUGAUGUUGAGCAGUGCCAAAGACAAUAAAUCAAAAGACUAUUAUAAUAAAAUAAUCCCAUAUUAAAAUAAUGUUAUAUUAAAAUAAUCCCAUUCAUGCAUGCCAAUAUUAAAAAAAAUAAUGACAAUUAUACUACACACUUGAUUGCUUGUAUAAAAACAGUGAAGUACAGAUUUGAAAAUAGCAGUAAAUAUACAUAUUAUACAUUUACAGUAGGUACAAACAAAGGAAUGUGCUAAUCACUUGUUUUUGAGUGACCUGACACCAAUAUGCCAACAUGGAAUGCAGUCUGGCAUCCAUGACCCUAUUAAACUGGAAAGUUUGCCUGUUUGGAAGUUGUGCACCCAUGAUUUUGAAAAUACAGAAAAUUUGAUACUAACUGUUAGUAGUAAUAUCACGUUUUUAUUUCUGAGAUCUUGGUUGCACAAUACAAACUGUGCAAAGUGGUCAAUGACAAUGAACCAUUCUGACAGCAGUUAAUGGUAUUGCUUGCAAUAUGUGUGUUAUUACUAACCCAUUGCGCACCAGCACCCUCCCGGCCAUAAGGCUUAAGAGUAUAAAAAUAAUAAGGCGAGACUUUUUUUAUUUGUUGGUUUACGGAUCCGCCGACCAUAAAUAUUCAGAAAGUGAAAUUAAAUUUUAAAAAAUUUUGAUGUCAUCAAUUUUAGUUAAUUUUAGUCAAUUUGGGGUUCUGGCAUGAAGUACACGCCAAGUAAACUUUGACUUUAAGUACUGCUGGCUCAUGUUAUUGUCAUCCAAUGUUGCCAAGUCCGGGAUUUUAUCCCGAGAUCUCGAUAUUUUUUGAAGCAGUUGGGAAAGGUUAUUUUUUGAGAAAGGGAAGUUCGAAAUUUAGAAAUCGAUUUUUUGGUAAAAUUAACCAAUAAACAAUUUUGUUAAAAAUCCAGGGUUCGUCCGCUUGUAUUUAAACCGUAUCAGUGAGCUGCAUAUUUGAUGUCAGAUUUCAUUUUUACAACAUGACGUACAAGGCUAUCCCACCCGAAAUUUGUGCGAAAACCACUUACAUUAUAAUGACGUAAAAAAAGUGGGAACUGAUAUCGAUCAGGAUUGUUUAGGGAAUCUCGGGAUAUUUUGGGAACUCACUUGGGAUUUUUACAAAUUGACAACGCUGGUUGUGAUAAUAAAUGUGGAGAUUAUAAGCCAUGUUUUUCCAAGUAGAAGUUAAAUGUUUAGAAGAUAAAAACAUCGAUUUUAAAUAUACUCAGUCUUUUUUUUUAAAUUUUUUUCCGACCUACCGACCUGUUUUUUUUUAAAGUCAAAUCCGUAAACCAAUAAAUAAAAAAACUCUCGCCUAAUAAAAUAGUGCACAUUAGGAUGCAGUUUAUGCAACUCUUAAUGGGUUAAUUCAAUACAUUGAACAGUACCCAAUAAAUAAUUUAUUGCUUUUUAAAGUAUGAAAAUGAUUAUUGCAGAUGAUAGACCACAACAGUGCAAACCUGCAUGCAGAUUGUGGAGAGAGAACAAUAUAUUUGUAAGUCAAAUUUAAAAGGAUGUGCAAGAGGGGAAAUAUCGCAGCAAUUUUGUCAUUAGUAUUUUGAAAAUUAAAGAACAAAAAGUUGAAACUAUAGUUCUCUUCCAACAUCCCAAGGGCUGUCAAGCUGUUAAAGCCAUUAUCAAUUAAGUGUUUCCACAUAAUUUCAAAAUUUUAGUGUACUAUAAAUUUCCCUCAAAUUGUUAAAAAAAUUUGGUUAUUGAUAUUUUUAUAUUUCCUCAGUCUCUAAUUUGAGACCUCACUUGCUUUGAUUCUUGCAUGAUGUUAUUUUUCAUCAUCAGGACCCAUUUAUAUGAUACGACUAGAUGUACAUAAUAUAUAUGAUAUCGCCAUUUUGGUGUGAAUUUCAAAAGGUGAUUUGUCAAGAUUGUGCAGGGUGGUGUCCACCCCUCCUAGUGAUGUCCAGAACCCACUAGUGCGAGGGGUGUAGUGAAGUGGGGUCCAGAGUGGUGCCUACAUCCUACCCCCCUCCCCCAAUGUUAUGUCUGUUGGCACAAGGUGGACAUGAAAUAUCUGACAGUGUACAGAAUCUAGCCACACUGUGUGUCCAAUACUCUCGCAAGAAUACCGACGGAAAUUAUUAUUCUGCAUCGGUAAUAUAUAUCUUCGUUUCGUGAACUCCAGCUGAGCAUGGAUAUACAUGCUCACCAAAUGGCCUUACCAUCGGUACCGUUAGUCAGCCUCGUCCCCGGCGCUUUGAUGUUUCGUGACGCGCGCGCGGGAGGCUCGAUUCCCGCGCGUGCGUCACGCAACCAGUAAGCACAUCAAAGCGCCAGGGACGAGGCUGACCGUCAGUACAAACGGAAAAUAAGUGAUUUAUCAUCGGUAUUUUCAACUGAUAAUUUAGCCGGAGUAAGACUUAAACAAACUCGCGAUAUCUUAUAAUAUUAUUACCAUAUAUUCUGUUGCGUCUUUCUUAGUUAAUUAAACAAACACGCAAAGUAUUAUAAUCAUAUGCUGUUCCUAUACUUAACACUCAAACAAACUCGCGAUAUCUUAUAGGAAAUUCAUCAUAUAUACUGUAUAUCAAUACUUCGACGCAAUAGUCGCGUCUUUCUUAAACAAACACGCAAAGUAUUAUCACAUGCUGUUCCUAUACUAACACUUAAUUACAGUCGAUUUCAACUUACUUUUCACUCAAAUGUUCCGAACUUCGUUCCGAACUUCACAAAUUCGUUGCCAAGUUCAAAAAUUCAUAAUGAAAUUCACAAACAGGUUUGUAAACUGGGCAUUUGAUUGACUGGUUUGAUUUUUUUAUUAGCCAAUCAGAGGCUUUGUUUACAAACCUGUUUGUGAAUUUCAUUAUGAACUUUUGAACUUGGCAACGAAUUUGCGAAGUUCGGAACGAAGUACGGAACAUUUGAGUGAAAAGUAAGUUGAAAUCGACUGUAAACAAACUUGCGAUAUCUUAUAAUGAUUAUAUAUAGCUACUGUCAAAAUCCGGCAUAUAUCGAUUCUUCGUUCUCGUAAAUAAACAGAAUAUAUGGUAACAAUAUGUUGCGGGUGCGUCUAACGGAUUUUGCGUAUUUACCGAUGGUGGAUUCAUUUCUCCAUCGGUACCGAUGGCGAAUAUCUAUUUACCAAUGGUGAAUUGGCUUACCAUCGGUACCAACGGUACCGACGGACAGGGUUUUGGAGGGUUACCUUAUGCCCUCGCAAUGCUAAAUACCUCAUUUGCCAACGGACUUUUCAUAUUUACAGUACCGUUGGUCCAUUCAUUUCUCCAUCGGUACCGAUGGAGAAUAUUUGGCCUACUGUUUGAUUUUUAUGUCCAUGCACUCCUGUACUUGUUCAGAACCGUUACAAUUAUAUUGAUACAUUCUUUGUAGGUUUGCAUGGCGAUAAAACAUAUAAUACUUUUUUUUGUGGAAACACCACGUAAAUUUACCGAGUAAUAAAUUUACGUGGUGUUUCACAAACAAAAAGUAUUAUUAUGUAUAUUUAUAUUGAUACCAUACACCGUGCAUGUAAAUAUAAAAAGUAGAUAUUAAAAUUGCAUUAAAAUAUUAUUGAAGAAUAUUUAUCAAAAAUUGAAGUCGUUAUCGUAAACCACGCCCAAACCAUGCCCCUUUCACGGCUCUGCCAGGUUCACUUUGUCAGCAAACGACCACUACAUGCAAUCACAAACCUAUAUCAGACCUUACACGGAUCUGGCCUUCUAGCAAAAUCUUCCCGCGUACAUCAAUUGGAAUCAAAGAGUUCAGAAUUUUUGAACUUGACAACCUCUGAAAAACCCUCCCCCAUUAGAGAAAUUUGCACACACAGGCACACCUAGAAACCUAAAUGCUCUCAUUGGAUUAAAAUAAGACUCAAAGUUUUCCGGGACGGGGAGAGCAUGGGGCUGCGCGUGCACCAGAUCCUUUAUGCCGCUUGCUCAGCUGCGCAACAUGCCCCCUCACUCCCUGAAUUUUCGGCACACACACCCAGGAAAAUCUGUCUAUGCUUGACAAACUUGAAGAACUUGAGAAACAAGCGUGGAAAUAUGGCAAAAGAGUCAGUAGUAAUAUAUUUACAUCGAUCUGAAAAAUUAAUGUAGAUUCGAAAUCAAAUUAGCGAAAUCUUGCAAGUAUAUAAAUACUUGAUUUAAGAAACUGUAUAAUAUUUUACAAUUAUUAUUAUAAUAUUGCAGUUAUAUUCAGCCAGCGGUCGAGCGUUGAUAUAUGUGCGAUUAUUUACGCAAAAUUAUUCAUGCUUACUAAUUGGACCAUCAAUUUCGCCUCUUCGUGGCAUGUACACUAGCUGUCACUGCUCGACAUGAUCAACAUCUUAUUAUAUUUUUACCAGCACUUCUAGACUGGGGAUUACUUACUGUAGAAGUAGGGAGGGUGCUAAAUAGAGGCUGGGGACUAAAUAGAGCGAAUACGGUAAGCUUGUUUAUUAAAAAUACGCAUUUGGCAAGAUGCAAUAGCAAUAAACCGUUCAUAAAGUAAGGUGGCCAUGUCUUUAAACUAUUUCUGCCAACAGUAUAGGCGAAAAUAGUUUCAUGCAUGACUGAUUGAUUUCAAAUUAUUAGAGCUGCUUCCUUAUGAUUAGCGUUAGAAACAAUUUGUGUAUAUAUAUAUAUAUAUAUAUAUAAUAUAUAUAUGUAUCUAGACGUGUACCAAGCUGCACUGAGGAGGCGUUGAACGCCGAAACAUGCAUGUCUGCAGAUUGUACUAUAUAUAUAUAUAUAUAUAUAUAUAUAUAUAUAUAUAUAUAUAUAUAUAUAUAUAUAUAUAUAUAUAUACUACUAGCCAUGUAUAAUGUAAUAUUGUAUGUUAUCGCCAUAUACUAAACUCAGUACCUGCUCACUCCAUUGCGGUUUGCUUGGUUUGGCAACAUUGAGACCGGGAAGUGAUAGAAAACGCUUUCUUUUCGUCGGUGAUGGGGAGUUAGAGCGGUCAUUGUAUGUCUGUGAUCUGUUGUGAGACAUUUCAAUAUUUCGUUCUCCAAGUAUGAAGUACACUGCGUAUGUUAAUGUGUGUCAAGCAGAUGAUAUAAUAUGGCCACAACAACAUAGAAAUUUGCAUAUGUUUCAAACUAAUUAAUCAUUUAUACUUUACACUCAGUUUAUACUAACAUGAAAACAGCUCUAGCAGGUGAUCAUGCAGUCAUGCCAGAUGGUUAGAUCUUGUCUGCUUUUAAACUCUGUUCUUUACAGCACGGAGCGCUGCUUUCAUUUGUCCUAAACAGGGCGCUUAUACAUAUAAGCGCCUUGGUCCUAAACGUUCACAACAAGUUUGAUGAUUUGACGAAAUUUAUAUUAAUUUUUAUUUCUAGAUUUCUUAACAGCACAAAACAAGCAUGCAUGCAUAUACACAACUCGAGUCUUGAGAACAUUUGAAAUUUCGUUUUCAGUUCCGAUAUUUCAAUGUACUACCAACUGUACUUUUGUUUCAUUCAUAUUUCGCCGCAAUCGCAUGUGAAAAGAAAUUUUUACAGUUUGUCUCCACCAAACACCGCAUGCAGGUAGGCUACUGUAUUCUCCGCGUACUCUCACUGGUUUCCUCAUAUAUACCAACAAGGAACGACUCUUACUGGAUCUCUAUAGGUCCAGAAUAACAGUUCAGAACGUUAAUAUAUAUGAAUAACAGUUGACAAUGUUAAAAAAUUGCGCUAAAUUGGCCUUUCUCACGCCGCCAUUUUUGGGUGGCACUUCAGCCGAAGUCUGCGAGAUAAGUCCACAUAACAGCGACUUUUUAUAAUUUUUUGGACGAAUGAUGGUAAUUUUGCUUUGUAAAUUGUUAGUUUAUUUUGAAAAAUUGCUUUGCACAUUGUUUUAAUUAUCUGCAUUGGUUAAAGAGAAUUAGAUGCCACCCAAAAAUGGCGGGAAUUCGUCAUCGUGAGAAAGGCUAAUUGGUUAAGAUAAGUUAUAUAUAUUGCAGACGUUUCAUCUCGUGAGAAAAUCUAACACAAAUUGGGAGGGGUGUAUUCAAGCAUGCAACGUCAGAUGCCUUGAUGUGGUCAGGCGUACAUAUACAUGCACCGUUGAAGGAUGUCCUGGAAAUGGGGAUAAUCAUUAAUCAUUAAUCAUCAUUAAUACUCUGGAGGGGGAUAGUGCUUUUCAAGCAGUUUGAUUGGUUUCGCAGCUUUGGAUAUCCUCACACUAUAAAUAUUCCACUGGGGGGGGGGGGGGGUGAAAUCCAUACUAUGAGAUUUGCAAUUGCACCACUAAAUGUCCAUAAGUAUGUCCAUACUAUGUCGAUACUAUAUCCAUAGUAUGGAAAUACACAAUUGUUAUGGGUAAUCAAAAAUCCAUUCUAUUUUCAACAAAGGUCCAUAUACAAUUUCCAAUCUAUGGAUUUUCAAAACUUUUUCCAGUGUUCACCUCUGGCCAAAAACAAAAUGGCUUCCCGCAAUUCGUUCCGGUUACAGACAAGCAAAUUUAUUUACUAAACGAAGCUGCCGUUUCGCCAAACACAUACUCUAAUGAAUAAAAUUACCCAACGCUUCGCGUUUUGGUGAAUGUCCUUGCACUAUUCACCUCCACCUCGGUGAAUAUAAUUGUAUACAAUACAAGACAUUUUAGGGUACUGGAUUUAUAUGCAUGUACGUAAACUUUAACGUUGUUUUAAUAUCGAUGUAGGGAUAAGGUUGGUGGUAUGUUAAGUGGCUGUGAAGCUGAAUUGCAAGAGGCAAGUUUCUUUAAACUAAACACUUUGCGCAGUUCUUGUUAUUAUUUAAAUGCAGUCCUAUGCUGUAUACGUGGGUUUCACUCAAGGCACCAUCAUGCAUGUCGGACCGCGGUCAACCGGCAGUGUUCUCGUAUAUGUAAUAAUUUUCUAUAUGGCAAUGGAGUUGACAACAGUUGACAAUUUGCCAGCCUAACAAUUUGCUUGAUACUAUAAUUUUUACAGUUGUGAAAUUGACCACUAUAUCUGCUGCACGAUAGCGCUUACUCAUGUAAUAAAACCCACUUAAAGUAAUAAGAUUGUUUAAAAAAUAUAUAAAAAUAUUAAUUGGUUAAACGCGUCAAUUUCUUAAUAAUUCUUAUAUCCAUUUUCCAUCGCCCUGAUCAGCUUAAGACAAGUGAUUAUUAGUAUUAAUAAUUGUAGACUUCUAUUACUUGUUUUCAGCUGAUGCGUCAGAUUGAUAUCAUGGUAAAUGCAAAGAAGGUUGAAUGGGAUAGUCAGCUUCAUGUUCUCCAACUACAACUGGAUAAGAAGAAAAAGGAAGCUGGUAUUCUUAAGAUUGAAGUUGGCGCAAAAAUGCAAGAGGUACUACAGUAAUUUUAAAUCUAAAGGAUUGAAAUAUCAUACCAUCGC